Spathaspora passalidarum NRRL Y-27907 is the source of this 1157-nucleotide messenger RNA. It is a transcript of the gene UBC15, whose product is annotated as Ubc15p. The transcript has a single exon. The record is from RefSeq and is a predicted model, not a curated record. The coding region runs from base 70 to 585 and encodes 171 amino acids. NCBI's taxonomy places the organism in Eukaryota, Fungi, Ascomycota, Pichiomycetes, Serinales, Debaryomycetaceae.
GAACAACGUAUCAUUUUUGAUCCCACCCCUUAGAUAGAUACCCAACCUACUACCUGUAGUACAGAAAUCAUGUCCAGGCACCCCUUCCAUAGGCGAUUACUAAAGGAAUACCAGUCAUUAUCCCAAGCUACGCUCCCUGGAAUAAAACUCGUUAGUAAUGACGAGAACUUGACUAAUUUUAUAUUCCAAAUCAGAAUUGCUAAUCAUAAUUUAUACCCUGAUUACGAACGAUACUACUUAAGUAUCAACAUAACUCAAGAUUAUCCCGUCGAUUGUCCCCAAGUUAAGUUUAUCAUAUAUGAAUCAGUAGACGACGAUAAAGAAGAUUCAGAUUCAAUUGAGAUUAUUGAAAAAUCCAAAAUCCCAAUUCAUCCUCAUAUCUAUAGUAAUGGUCACAUAUGUCUAAAUCUUUUAGGAGAAGAUUGGACUCCUGCUUGUUCAAUCGAAUCGAUUUUGUUAAGUAUUCAAAGCAUGCUUAAUACAAAUGAUAAAUUGGAACGUCCUCCUGAUAACGAUCUGUACAUCAAGCAUGCCCCAUUAGAUCCAAAAAGAAGUAGAUUUGUUUAUCAUGAUGACAACGUAUAAUAGGGAGGUGGAGUUUUUUAUUUAUAUAAUAUGGCUUAUGUGUAUAGAAAUGAGGUCAUAACUUAAAACUGUGUCAGUAAACAAUUCAAAUUCUGUUUAUAUAAGUCACGUGGAUAAGAAAACAUGACUAUUUUAGUCGAACUUUUAGUCGAUAGGGCUUAAUAGAUCACAAAGCCAAACAAUAUUCAACAAAAAAACGCCUAUACGUUACCCCUCUUCUAUAUUCGGUGAUGUAUGUCCUAACUGUGCUACAAAAUUUCAGUUUUUUUUUUUAUCUGACAAAUGAAAAUUUUGUGUUGUCUGCAAAAGCGAGUAAAUGAGCGAGGUAUUUAAAUUUUUAAUUGGUUUGAGGUCAUUCUUUGAUAAGGCAAAUUAAUUCUGCCAGUAUGCCCGGUCUUAGUUGCCGGGUAUUCCCACAUUUCAAACUCGGGGGAGUUGCAGAGAAUGAGAAUAGUAUCGGCGGUAUAUUGUUUUAUAGUCUUGUCCCGGGGUACCCAGAGCUUCUUAUACAUUUUGAUGGAGAUCUCAAGGGAUAUGAUUCCGUUGUUUGCAGUUCGGGAUACAAACCCGAU